Fusarium oxysporum Fo47 is the source of this 2664-nucleotide messenger RNA. Its product is annotated as MHYT domain-containing protein. Bases 1 to 2664 code for a protein of 887 amino acids. NCBI's taxonomy places the organism in Eukaryota, Fungi, Ascomycota, Sordariomycetes, Hypocreales, Nectriaceae. The record is from RefSeq and is a predicted model, not a curated record. The transcript has 5 exons.
AUGACCGCUCAAAACUUGCUUCGCGAGUAUCAGGGCCAUAUUGUGCCUCAGAGCUACAAUGCCGGCUUCGUCGCCCUCAGCUUCGUUGUUAGCUUGGUUGGUGCUGGCUCGACGCUCGAACUCAUCAACAGACGAACCGGCCUCCGGGGUCUCUACAAUCAUGUACUACUCAUGAGCUCCGCCGUUACGAUGGGUGGAGUAUCCAUCUGGUGCAUGCACUUCAUCGGUAACCGAGCCAUCGAUCUCGCCGACGGAGAACCAGAUAUGCAGGUGGCAUACUCGAGCGGAUUCACUGCCGUAUCCUUCUUUGUCCCCAUCCUGGUGCUUCUAGCUGCCUUCGUCGCCGUCGGUACUAACAACUCCGUGUCCUGGUGGAGGCUGAUCACCGGAGGAGUUCUCUGCGGCACUGCCGUCUGCGGAAUGCAUUAUCUUGGUAAUGCUUCCAUUGAUAACUAUACAUGCGUCUAUCGACCAGCAUAUGUCGUCAGUUCCGCAAUUAUCGCCAUUGUUGCCAGCAAUGUGGCCCUGGCGAUGUUCUUCGUCUUUAGAGCUAUGUGGGCUAAUUCAUGGUGGAAGCGAGUCAUUUCGGCCGUAGUGCUCGCCGGCGCUGUAUCUGGGAUGCACUGGUGUGCUGCUGUAGGAACUCAUUAUCGACUUGUCAAGAUUAAGCCUGAGGGCAAUGAGCCGUCGAGAAGUGCCACUGUAGUUGUGGUCAUCUGCUUGUCACUCAGUGCUUGUUUCAUCAUUGCCAUCUCAGCCAUCCUCAGAGCGAGAAACAUGAGGCGAUCUGCCCUCCGCGCCCAGCAGAUCACUCUUGGAGCCGCCAUCUUCGACAAGGCAGGGAGGAUCCUCGUUGACCCGGAUGGACUCAUUCCUAGCACAGUAGUGACUGACUCCUUCUUGGAAAAGAAUACCAAGGAAGGUUUCAAUAUUGGCCACCCGCUAUUCCACUGGAUGCUUCUAGCAUCCAGGAACUGGGGCAUGAUCUCGAGUCUAGUCGGAGGCAUGAGACAGCAUGUAUCGCAGCUGCCGCACUCACGCACGCAUAAAGACGGACGACGUGGCAUUCAGCUCGUAAGCGACCACGGCGAGAUGAUUGAAAGUUACGACAUGAUCUUCCGGGAACUCUUUUGUCUCGCUGCAGCGGCGCUUGCUGACCGGCUCAGAAAUGACCUCACGUCAAUCGGAGUGUUGUGGGACGAGAUUUUGCCAACAGGUGCGAACGUCAGACGGCCGCGGGCUCAACAGCAAAAACCUGACCGGGGGGGAUUUGUGCCGGAGGCUAUCGAGACCGGUGACGAUAAACAUGACAGCCUCAACAUGGCAGAGAAGGGAAUCAACAUCCGACAGCAGGACUACGGGCGUGGAUCGCUGAUGUUCUUGAUCAGCCAUACCGAUUCGGAACGUGACGCCGAACGAUUUGUGUCAGCCGGCUAUCGAUUUGCCGAGCUGCAUCAGGUCAGCGAAAUCAUCAGGUCGAGCAUGCAUAUCAAGAGCCACGAGUUCGAGACAAAACUACGGGAUAUGUCAACCUACACAAGCGAGCAGAACCAUCUGCUCCCUGGCGUUCAUCUAGGCUUCUUUGCAAUACGAGCCCGAGUCAGUUCGGGGUUCGAGGUCCUCGCACGAAAGGGUACCCGAAAUCUGCUCCCAUCCAUGGCUCUUCCAUUCAAUGCGCUCGAGGAUUGGCAGGUCCAUUUCCUUAUGCAGUUUACCAAUAUGUCGGUCUCCAGGAUCCUCCAGAGCUUCAAAGACGGCAAUGCAUCCCAGCGAACCACUCGGGAGGCUGAGUUUGCGGGCCAGCUCUCAGAUACUAUCAAGGCUCUGCGAGAGUGGACGCAAGAACCCCUUUUCGAAGACGCCGUUCUCACAUCGAGUAUAGUCCACGUGCCUUGCCGAGGCGAUGGAGGGCGGUCGGAAGCAACCAUGAUCGCGAUGCGGCUGGUGGUCCCCAUCCAUUCGGUGCUGACCAGCCCCAACUGCGAGUUUGUUCCUCUUAGCUUCUUCAAGAUGCGACAGGUGUUGCCACAGUUCAACCAAGAUUUCACGCAAGGCGUUCAUGUGGAAUUCGGACAUAUUCCUAAGACGAUAGAUCGUCGCGAAGGAUUCCAGGACAGCACCAUUGGGCUUUCAUCCAAAAUGUGGCCAUUCGGACGAUCCGAUACCUUAGUAGGGGCGCGACGAAAAGCAAAAUCCGUGUCCGCCGCACUCAGUGGCAGGCGGCUUCCAUCACCUGACUCAGCACGAUCAAUGUCAAACUCAACCAUCAAUCUCUGCCCGCCUGGAAGCGUCAACCGGACGAGGUCGCUUGAUUCGACAGAUGAUUCAGGGGCGUACCCGGCACAGGACGAGCUACCACAAGCAACGCCGUCAUAUGGUGGCAUCAUGGUGUUCCAGGAAAUCACCAUUGAUGUAGAGGAAGGGAAGGAGACAGUAAGGGCGCAGAACAACGGUACCGAAACUUCGAAUACGGUCGUCCUGGAGAAGACAAACUCGAAGUCGUGGCCGGGAGCUGGCAUCGAGUUGCAGACCAUGGGCCAUUUUGGAACCAACGUGCAGGCUGGAGCCCGAGUGUCUAAGGACAUUGAGGCUCACAGAGGCACGUCAAGUCAUGUUGCUUCGUUCAUUGAUGUCUUGUUUUCCGAGACAGUGGAGAGUCGCUGA